Molecule: messenger RNA, 474 nt
Organism: Fusarium verticillioides 7600
Lineage: Eukaryota; Fungi; Ascomycota; Sordariomycetes; Hypocreales; Nectriaceae
Exons: 2
Coding region: 1-474 (157 amino acids)
Source: RefSeq, a predicted model, not a curated record
AUGGCCUUUUAUAUCGAAAAGUCGUCUCUCGAAUCUCGCUUCUUUGGUAGUCCCCUAGAAACAAAAGAAUAUGCCCCACACCUCCUCAAAAACGGCUUCAAAGUCAGCGUGCUGACGCGCACUCCAUCUUCCGCAGAACUACCAUCAGACGUCUAUGUCAUCGGAGCAGAUUACACUUCAGCCGAAACCCUGAAGCCAAGCCUUACAGGUCGCGGGUUCGAUGCUAUCGUCAUCAUUCUCAACCGCCUUGCGUACGACGAAUCGGUGGUUACGAUGCAAGCAGCAGUCAACACUGGCAUCUAUCGCGCCAUUCCAUCUUUCUUUGGGGUUUCGCUUGAUAAUCCAGAGAUAGCACACAUGCCGUUCAUGAAGACUAAGCUACCCGUUCUGAACGAUGUCUUAGCGAAGGCUGAGAAGGGUGAGAUUACAUACACAGGCAUCAACACCCGGUAUGUUCCUCGACUGGGUGCUUGA